AAGAAUCUAAAACUUUUGCUUAAAAACCAAAAAAAAAAAAAAGAGUUUAAUUCAUUUCUUCAAAUGGCGACGAGCAAGUGCUACUAUCCACGACCAAGCCACCGUUUCUUCACCACAGACCAACACGUCACCGCCGCGUCCGAUUUCGAGCUAGACGAAUGGGAACUUUACAAUACCGGUUCAGAUUCACCUUCAAAUUUCAGCUUUAGUGAUCUUACAAUCACAUCCGGUCGAACCGGAAAUAACCGGAAAAUUCACGGUGGUUCUGGUGCCGGUUCCGGUACAGCUGCGUCUUCGCUUCCGGUUAACGUACCGGAUUGGUCUAAGAUUCUUGGAGACGAGAGUCGACGACAGAGAGAGAUUUAUAAUGAGGAAGAAGUCGAUGAAAAUGAAAUUUCAUGCGGCGGAGGAAGACGGCGUGUUCCGCCGCAUGAAUUGCUUGCGAACCGGAGGAUGGCUUCAUUUUCGGUUCAUGAAGGUGCUGGGAGGACAUUGAAAGGAAGAGAUCUGAGUAGGGUGCGAAAUACAAUUUUUAAAAUUAGAGGGAUCGAAGAUUAAUUAUCUUUUGGGUACUUCUUUUAAUCUUUGUUUAAAUUGGGGGUUACAUAUAGAAAUAUAAGGGGCUUAAAUCA
This is a messenger RNA of Arabidopsis arenosa, 632 nucleotides long. NCBI's taxonomy places the organism in Eukaryota, Viridiplantae, Streptophyta, Magnoliopsida, Brassicales, Brassicaceae. The record is from the annotation of a GenBank genome assembly.